Colletotrichum costaricense is the source of this 117-nucleotide messenger RNA. RefSeq lists its product as uncharacterized. Lineage: Eukaryota; Fungi; Ascomycota; Sordariomycetes; Glomerellales; Glomerellaceae. The record is from RefSeq and is a predicted model, not a curated record. The transcript has a single exon. The coding region runs from base 1 to 117 and encodes 38 amino acids.
AUGAGAUGCAGCGGGCAAGGUAGACGGGACCUCGAGCCUAGAGAUAGAAAAGAGGCUGCCGCUAGCCAGAGAAGCUACCUUGAUUCGAACCGGCUAUACGCUCCCUGCGAUUGGUAG